This is a messenger RNA of Homalodisca vitripennis (glassy-winged sharpshooter), 1464 nucleotides long. RefSeq lists its product as uncharacterized. The record is from RefSeq and is a predicted model, not a curated record. Lineage: Eukaryota; Metazoa; Arthropoda; Insecta; Hemiptera; Cicadellidae. Gene Ontology annotation, molecular function: DNA binding. Gene Ontology annotation, cellular component: nucleus. The coding region runs from base 1 to 1464 and encodes 487 amino acids. The transcript has a single exon.
AUGGCUACAAAGGACUGGUUUAGCUUAUUUAUGAAAAGACACCCUAGACUAUCAAUCAGGGAGCCUGAGGCUACGAGCCUUAGUCGCGCUACCAGUUUUAAUAAAGUCAAUGUUGAUCUAUUUUUUGACAAUUUGAAGAGUACUUUAGAUAAAUACAAAAUUGAACCUAAGGAUAUUUGGAAUAUUGACGAGACCGGUGUGCAAACAGUUCAGAGGCCAAACAAAAUCGUAGCUCAGAAAGGAGUACGCCAAGUAGGGAAAGCUACGUCAGCAGAAAGGGGGCAGACUGUCACUAUGGUAUUGGCUGUCAGUGCCAUCGGCAACUCAGUUCCUCCAAUGUUCGUAUUCCCAAGAGUAUUCUUCAAGGAUCACUUCAUCAUUAACGGGCCACCAGGAUGUAUUGGAACUUCCUACCCAUCCGGAUGGAUCACAUCUGAAUCGUUUUUGACGUUCAUUAAACAUUUUCACGGCCACGUAAGAUCUAGCAAGGGCAAUCCCUGCUUGUUGGUUUUGGAUAACCAUGAAUCACACUUAUCUAUUGAAGUGCUCAACUUCUGCAAAGAAAAUGGUAUCAUCAUGUUGUCUUUUCCCCCCCACGCUUCCCACCGCCUGCAACCGCUUGACAGGUCAGUUUAUGGGCCUUUCAAAAGUUUUUACUUCGCUUCAGUCUACGACUGGAUGGUCAACAAUGCAGGGAAAACUGUAACAAUCUACGACAUUCCUGGCAUAGUAAAGAUGGCACUCCCUAGAGCAAUAAAUCCUACAAAUAUUAUAUCUGGAUUUCAAGCAACAGGAAUCGCGCCAUACAACAGAGAAUUGUUUACUGAGGAUGACUUCUUGUCCAGCGCAGUCACGGAUAGAGAGAUGACUUCACAAGACAGCACUGUCAAGACUUCUCAAGCUGGGACAAGCAACGCUGAUGGUCUACACUCCAAAGUGAACCGAACUGAGACUACAACUGCAGUUCCAUCUACAAAUAAGGAUGUUUCUGUAGGCGUAUUCACUGUAAGCCCUCAAGAAAUCCGCCCCUACCUUAAAGCUGGAGAGCGAAAAAAUAUCAAAAAAGGGAGGAAAUCUUUAAAAUCCGCUAUCCUUACUAGCACACCAGUUAAGGAGAGGCUGGAAGUGGAAGCCAAAAAAAAGGAAGCUAAAAUGGUAGCCAAGUCAGAAAACGCCAAAAAAAGACUUUUUAAAAUGAUAGAGAGUCAGACUAAGGAGAAGAACAAGAUGAAGAAACAGAAAUGCGUCCCAAAGAAUAAAAUGAAGGUUGAAUCAGAGUCGGAGGAAGAGAACGACGCCCUGUGUCUCAUAUGUUUGGAGGCAUUCCCCGAAUCCAAGCCAGGUCAGGACUGGAUACAGUGCAUUUCUUGCAAAAAAUGGGCCCAUAUAGAAUGUGGGAAAGACUAUAAAAUGUACACUUGUAUUCACUGUACAUCUGACUUUGUAAUCAGUGAUUCUGAGUAG